AUGAGACUGUUCCUUCUCCCCAUCUCGACGCGGCGCACGCUCAUCUAUUGCGAUCGAGUCGCAACCCAAGUCACCACCACUGGAAAACUAUCGUACCACGACCGGAUCGUCAACAAAGCAAACGAGACGUGGGCAUCAUGGGAAAACUCGCCAAACAAAUACAAGAAGAAGCUUACCGAUUACGGCAACGUCGUCUUCAACCGCAUCUCCUACGAGGAAUGGGGUCUCAAGACCUUGCCAUCAUCUACUGCCGAUCUUACGCCCACUGAGAUAGUCUUCCCUGGCCGCUUCUUGGAUCAGAAAAAGGUGCCGGAAGUUCUGAGAACUCUUGCUACAGAGAGACAAGGCUUGCACAAACAGAGGUUCUGGGGCAGUCUGAUCGGCUUGCCCUUCACGAUCCCUGUAGGACUCCUGCCCGUCAUUCCGAAUAUCCCGGGUCUCUACCUCGGGUUUCGCGCAUGGUCACACUUCAAAGCACUAUACGGCUCGAAAUAUCUAGAGGCUCUGAUCAACAGCAAGGAGUCGUUAAUAACAAUGUCUCCGUCAAAGGCUCUGGAUGAUCUAUACGUUGCAGGCUUGAUACAGCCUUCUCGAGAACACUCCAGAAAAGCGAGUCAACCGUCAGAAGCCGAGUGUCAAGAGGUUGCUGACCUGGUCGCACAAAAGACCAAGACUGACGUGGCUGAUGUCAUGCUACUCAAACGAUGGAAUGGCAAACUGCUAGCCGAACAAUUUGGCCUUCCGGGUAUGGAGCUCGAGAUCGAGAGAGCUGUGGCACAAGUCGAGCAGAGCAUUGAGGUUGCGUCUGCGGCACAAGUCCAGAGAAACAUCGAAGCUGCGUCCGCGGUAUUAGGCCCGGCGAAAGAUACCACCACGGCCACAACGAAGGAGACGCUUUCCGGUGACGAGCGAAAAUAA
This is a messenger RNA of Aureobasidium subglaciale EXF-2481, 918 nucleotides long. RefSeq lists its product as uncharacterized. The coding region runs from base 1 to 918 and encodes 305 amino acids. Gene Ontology annotation, cellular component: mitochondrial inner membrane. The transcript has 2 exons. NCBI's taxonomy places the organism in Eukaryota, Fungi, Ascomycota, Dothideomycetes, Dothideales, Saccotheciaceae. The record is from RefSeq and is a predicted model, not a curated record. Gene Ontology annotation, biological process: proton transmembrane transport; potassium ion transport.